AUGUCUUCGUUCGUUGCCGUCUUCUGCACCUCGUUCGUCCAAGCCCUUUGCAACAUUGUUUAUAUCCUUCGCCUUCCCUUCAUCAAGACCGCAGCUCUUUUCACAUCAUGGUUCAGGCCACCAGCUGAGGAUCCAUCGUUACCACUCCCAGCAACGGCCCCUCAUGAAGAGCAGACAAAGAAAGGUUCCCGCUUCCACAUCUGGCCCUUUACCGUCAAGGGCAAGUCCGAAAGGCCGUCAACCUCGUUCAGCAGCCUCUCCCAUAGUGCGCACACACCAAGGCGGCCCCGGCUAUUUGGCCUUGGCAGCAAAUGCGAGGGCAAGUUUGACAUCAUUCACUCUGAUGUGGAAAAGGGCUUGUCAGCCGAUCUUUUACCCUCGCCCAUCGAAGAUUACUCCCCGGUCCACAACGGCACCUCUCCUGUAGAUCAUCCUAGGCUGCGCGACCCCGGUGACCAGCACCGAGUCAAGUACACCCGUUCUGCUCCUUGCCUCCGCGUGCGCUCCGAUUUUGGAUCAGAAUCUUUCCCUCCUUCCCCUACUCUCUUCCUGGGCCGGUCCCCCACCGCGACAGCCUCCCCUAGUUCUUCGACCCCCACAUCUCCUUCCAUCCCAGCCUCUCCUAGCACCCCUGUAGUGAGGCGAUAUGCUCGCACUGCCCACCUCUUCCCUCUGGACGAACUUACGCCUAUCAAGCCCAAGGUGUCAAGUCGACGUUCCGACGCAGACCACCUAGACGAUGUUGACCGGCUCAUCAUCGAAAUGCAGCGUGAGCUUGCGCACAACGCAAAGAACACCAGGAAGUUCUCGGAUCAGGUCAGAGUGUCCCUCAUGGUUGUUGACGAUGAAGUAGUGAUCUAGCUGUAAUCAUUGUUGUUGGUCAUUUUCCUCUUCGUUUUCCUACG
Messenger RNA from Coniophora puteana RWD-64-598 SS2, 905 nucleotides. RefSeq lists its product as uncharacterized. NCBI's taxonomy places the organism in Eukaryota, Fungi, Basidiomycota, Agaricomycetes, Boletales, Coniophoraceae. Bases 1 to 861 code for a protein of 286 amino acids. The transcript has 2 exons. The record is from RefSeq and is a predicted model, not a curated record.